AUGCCGUCGUUAAAGCGAUGCCAGCGGAACCCGACCCCCGCGUUUAAGCUGCUCAGCGCCGUCAUCAUCAUCUCCUUCUACGGCAUAUACCUUCUGAUCCACGGCAUUCCUUUCGCCAGCACCCACGAAAUCGAGUCGAUCGAGCCCCGAGGCCCUCAAGUCCAGCAUCAACCAUGGACCGGAGCCAGCGGCCGCGCAGACGAGGAGAAGGCCGCGCGCGUCGUCGACGCCAUGAAGUAUACUUUUGCGAAAUACAAGAAGUACGCAUGGGGCUAUGACGACAUCUUGCCCGUCACCGGUGGCAAGGAAAACUCCAGGAACGGCUGGGGCGCAUUCAUCGUCGACUCCGCAGGCACACUUGCGCUCAUGGGUCUUUGGGACGAGCUGAAGAUGUCGGUGGAUCGCAUCGUGCAGAUUCCCUUCUACGAUGCGCAAGGCUUGGUUGAUCCGUUCGAGACGACCAUCCGCUAUGUUGGAGGCCUCGUGUCUUUGGUAGACUUGAUUGACGCCGGUGUGGUCCCAAAAACGGUCCUCGACAGCAAAAAGCGAGCUGGAAUCCUGUCCCAGGCGAUUACUUUGUCGAACAAGCUCGGCCCCGGCUUUGACAGCCCAACUGGGAUGGUCUAUCCGCGCGUCGAUUUCAAGAACGAUAUGGGCAUGGGAGACCCGCCGGAGCUUUACAAGAAGUACCCAGACAAGAUCCGCUACAAAAACCCAUCCAUUGGCCCUGCGCGCGCCGGAUCCAAUAUCCUGGAAUACCGGACCCUCACAAGACAGACCGGAGAUCCAAUCUACUUUGCCAAUGCGACAAAUGGCUGGGCCCCGCUCGUCUGGGACAAGUGGAUAGAAGAGCCUGAUGGCCUCGUGUCUGCGCCUAUUGACAUUGUUACCGGCGAGCCUGUUGGCCAGCAGAGACACUGGGACGCCGGUCAUGAUAGCUAUUAUGAGUACUUAAUCAAAGCCGCCAUAUUGGCCCCCCACGACCGCUACGCCUCCACCUACAUCGACCGUUGGAUGCAAGCCGCCCAGGCGUUACGCCAUAACCUCACCACUCGCUCUAGCUAUUCUGACAACUACAACCCUUCCCAUCUUUUCAUGGGCAAGCUUGACGGUGACUGGUAUCUGAAUGAGAUGUCACACCUCGCCUGUUUCGCUCCCGGCAAUCUCAUGCUCGGCGGGGCUUACCUUGACAAGCCCGAUCUUAUCGUCCUCGGAAAGGCCCUUCUCGACGGCUGCCGUCACAGCUACGCUGCCAUGCCUACCGGAAUCGGUCCGGAGAAGUUCUCCUGGAUCCCGUAUGCUGGUCUCCCGGAAGGUUCCUUCGAACCGCGCACGCCGCGUCAGCGCGCCGAGCUCGCCCAGCACGGUUUCUGGCUUGCGGACGCAAAAUACCGCCUGCGUCCGGAGUACGUGGAGUCGCUGUUCUACGCCUGGCGGAUAACGGGCGAGCAGCGGUACCGCGACUGGGCGUGGGACGCGUUUGUCGCAUUUGAGAAGUACUGCAAGACCGAGUACGGCUUCGCGGCGAUUCGCGAUGUCGGCGUGAACGUGAAGAAGGGCCGCAAGGUCACGCACAUAGACGAGUCAGAGAGCUUCUGGGCGGCGGAGACGCUGAAGUACUUGUAUCUGACUUUCGCUGAUGUCAACGUUGGCACGCUGGAUUCCUGGGUCUUCAGCACUGAAGGACAUCCGUUCAGAAUCAUUCGGACCACCGAGAAUUAG
Molecule: messenger RNA, 1722 nt
Organism: Lasiodiplodia theobromae
Lineage: Eukaryota; Fungi; Ascomycota; Dothideomycetes; Botryosphaeriales; Botryosphaeriaceae
Product: Mannosyl-oligosaccharide alpha-mannosidase
Exons: 1
Coding region: 1-1722 (573 amino acids)
Biological process (GO): carbohydrate metabolic process; N-glycan processing
Cellular component (GO): endoplasmic reticulum; Golgi membrane
Molecular function (GO): calcium ion binding; mannosyl-oligosaccharide 1,2-alpha-mannosidase activity
Source: RefSeq, a predicted model, not a curated record